AUGAAUUGGUCAAAUGUGAGAAAGCCUGAAGUAUUCCUUCUUGUUGAUGGAUACUAUUUGAUCAAGUUCCAGAAAUUAAGUGAUAUGAAUGAGGUUCUGUUUUUAGGACCAUACUCAAUCAAUAAUCGACCAAUAAUUCUGAAGCAAUGGUGUCCUAAGUUUGAGUUUGGAAAUGAGUUCUUAACUGAAAUACCUUUAUGGGUAAAUUUUCCAAAGUUGCCUUUGAAUUGUUGGGGAGAAGGAUCCUUGAGCAGUAUAGCAAGUGCAAUUGGAUUGCCCAUCUUUGCAGAUGAAUGUACUACUAAGCAAACUAGGAUUUCAUAUGCUAGAAUGUUAGUAGAAGUUAAUGUCACACAAUCUAUUCCCCAGAAAAUCACAGUAAUGGAUCCUUAUGGGAAGACAUUUUCACAGGAAGUGGUGUUGGAAUGGAGGCCUCAGUAUUGUGAUAAAUGUCAGAAGAUUGGACAUGUAUGUCAAGUGGAGAAUGGUUUAAAUGAGGAGAUAAUAAAGAAAAGAAGAGCAUGGAAGAAAGUCACACAAACUUGGCAAUACAAAGGGCCAAUAACAAAGAAGACUGAACAAGAGAAGAAGAAGGAGCAUAGCCAAGAGAUGAGGAUGAGGCCACAAGAAGAAGAACAGAUUUCAGAAAUAGUGCAAACACCAAAGAGUAAUGCAGUACAGGGGCAUAGUCAGCUGGAGUUAAGCUUGGAUAAAUUUCCCAUACUGAAGCCUAUUGCAACAAGGAAUGGAUUUGAGAGUCUUAUGAGUGUGAAAUCUGCUUCAUUCUCUGUUGAUAGAGGUGGAGCACCAAAGUCCUCUGGUUUAGUAGAAACUAGAGUUAAAAAUAAUAAGCUGAGUUCAGUUCUUAAAGGGAUAGCACUAGGAUGGCAGGUUCUACACAACUAUGAAGAUAGUGCUAAUGGCAGAAUUUGGGUGAUUUGGGAUAAUAAUUGGUAUGAAGUCAAGAAAAUUUCCAGCUCUACUCAGAUGGUGCAUUGCCAGGUGAAUGAAAGGAGUAAGGGAUACCAGAUUAUACUAACAGUAGUAUAUGGUCUUAAUACAGCUCAGCAGAGAAAGAGUUUGUGGAAAGAAAUGGAAACUCUAGCACAUGGUAUUACACAACCUUGGCUGAUAGUAGGAGAUUUUAAUGCAGUAUUAUAUGCUAAGGAUAGAAUAGCUGGGGUUCCUGUUACUAGUAAUGAGAUAAAAGAUUUUGGAGAAUGUGUGAGAGACAUGGAGGUUAAUGAACUGCAAUGGAUGGUAAUUACUACACCUGGAGUAAUAAGCAGUGUGGAGAGAGUAGAAUCUCAAGCAGAAUAG
Molecule: messenger RNA, 1320 nt
Organism: Solanum lycopersicum (tomato)
Lineage: Eukaryota; Viridiplantae; Streptophyta; Magnoliopsida; Solanales; Solanaceae
Source: RefSeq, a predicted model, not a curated record